AUGCAAUCAUCAUUUUAUUUGUAUUUAUCUUUAUAUUUAUUUUUCAUAAUUAUAUUCAUAACUAAUAUCAAAACAAUGAAUAAUUCAAUAAAUGAAAUUACAUUUUAUAUAAAAGAACAUCCUGAAUUAAAUACAUUAAUAGGUAAUUUAUAUCAAACAAAUCAAUUAUUUAAUAGUAGUUUUGUAAGUAGUAUACAAUUAGAAACUAUUAAUUUUAAAUGGUCAAAAUGUUUUCGUAUUGAUCGUUAUAGUGGUAAUUUAUAUACAACAAUUGAUGCAAAAUAUUUAUUAGAUAGUGAAAAAAUUUGUAUUAAAAAUAAAAAUUCUAAAAUAAUUUUUAAUCAAUUUUAUAAUAAUAUAACACAAUAUUGUUCAAUUAAUCUUAUAAUUACAAUUAAUAAUCGUUUAUUAUUAUCGAUUAUUAUACAAAUUGAAGAUAUUAAUGAUAAUUCACCAAUAUUUCUAUAUGAUGAUGAUCAUAAUAAUAAUAAUAAUACAGAAAUAAUUUAUAUUAAUGAAACAGCUCUACCGGAAUAUACUAAAAUUCCAUUGAAACCAGCUUAUGAUCCUGAUUUUAAUGGAUAUAAUAAAUUAUAUUAUUAUUUAACAGUAAUUAUAGAUUCUGAACAAAAUGAUCAAUCAUUAAUUAAUUCCACGAAUAUUCAUAAUCCAUUUCGUUUACAUAAUGAUGAUGAUAAUGAUGAUAAUGUAAUAACCCAUUUAAAUGAAUCAUAUCAUUCAACUAAUUUAUAUCUUGUAUUAAUCAAAUCAUUAGAUUAUGAAAUUCAAUCAGAAUAUCAAUAUAAUUUAACUGUAUGUGAUAAUCAAUUAAAUCAAUUAUUAAUGAUUAAUUUAAAUAUAAUACAUUGUACAUGGAAAUUAAUAAAAAUUUAUAUAAAUAAUAUUAAUGAUGAAUUACCAUGGUUUCAACAAACUAAUUAUUCUGUUGUAAUACAUGAAAAUUUUUUAAUUGGUAAUGAAAUCAUUAAAAUUACAGCAAUAGAUAAUGAUUCUAUCCCAUAUAAUCAUAUAAAAUAUCGUAUAAUACCUAGUCAUGAUAUGAUUUUAUUAAAUAAUGAAAAUUUAUUUCAUAUUGAUUCUAAUACUGGAAUUAUAAUAUUGAAUAAAUCAAUAAAAAAACCUGGUAUUUAUCGAUUUUUAGUUGAAGCAUAUAAUAAUGAUUAUAUUUAUAAUAAUAAUAAUAAUAAUCAAAAUCAAUAUUUAUCCACAAUAGAUCAUAUAUCAUUGAUUAGAAAUUAUUCAACUAAACAUUAUAAAAAUAUUGCUAAUGUACACAUUCAUAUUAUUGAUGUAAAUAAUCAUGCACCAAAUAUAGAAAUUCAACAAACUCAAGAUACUUUAAUAUACUACUUAAAUAAUAAUCAUACUAUUCAACAUAUAAAUGAAUCAAAGUUAAUUAUAUUAAAAAUUCCAGAAACAUUAUCUAUUAAUACACCUAUAGCAUAUUUUAAAAUAACUGAUGAAGAUGAAUUAGAUAAUGCUGAUAUAACAUGUCAUUUGAUCCGAUCAAAUUAUAAUGAUCCUUUUAUUUAUACUUAUAAUAAUGAAAAACAAUAUAAAUUAGAUAUAUUUCAAUUAAUAUAUGUUAAUCGUAUUAGUGAUAAUACAAUAAUUAAUAAAUUAAUUUUAUCAAAAAAUUUAGAUGCAGAAAAUUUAUCAAAACAUUUAUUAAUAAAUAAAUUUAAAUUAAAUAUUGAUGUAGAAUCAAUUGCUGGUUAUUAUGGUUUAUUAUUAAAUUGUCAUGAUAAUGGUAUACCACAAUUAACUACAUCAAUAUCAAUUAUUAUAGCUAUAGAUGAUAUAAAUGAAUAUUAUCCAAAUAUUAAUAUAAUCAAUACAUCAUUAUGUAAUACAUGGGAAUUAAAAUCUUCUAUCAAUCAUUCAUAUAUAUAUGAUAUAAAUAUUAAUGAAAAUAUACCAAUUCAUUCACAUAUUAUAACAUUAUCUGUAAUAGAUAAUGAUAUAACAUCAACAAUACAAUUUAUACAACAAAUAACAAAAUUAUCAAUACCAUUUAUUAUUGAUAAAUCGAAUGGAAUAAUAACGAAUAAUGAUUUAAUUGAUUAUGAAUAUAAGAAUAAUUAUAAAAUGUAUAUUAUUAUUUAUGAUGAAAAAAAUUUACAAAAAUCAUUUAUGACUAAUAUAUUGAUUAAUAUUAAUAUUAUUGAUUUAAAUGAUAAUUCACCAGAAUUUAUAAUAUCAUCAUUAAAUGAUUUACAAUUUGAUAGUAAUUCAUUCAUAGAACCAAUACAAAACAAUAUAGAGAAUAUAAGAAUUAUUGAAAUAGAAGAAGAAAUAAUUUAUACUAAACCAAUAGGUAUUAUUAAAGCAUUAGAUCGUGAUACUGGUAAAAAUGCUGAACUUAUAUAUUUUAUUGCAGAAAUUUCUUAUCAAUUAGAUAAUACUAAUAAAAUGAUAAAUAUAAAUGAAAAUCAAACAAUAAAAAUAAAACAAACAUUAAAUACACCAAAAUUAUUAAUUGAUUCUAAUGGUGCAUUAUGGUGUGAAAAUAAAAUCGAUAGAGAAUUAAUAUCAAUUAUUGAUUUAAUUAUUGGUGUACAUGAUCUUGGUGAACCAAAAUUAACAUCUUAUACAAAAAUUCGUAUAUUAAUUAAAGAUAUUAAUGAUAAUAAUCCAUUAUGGCAAUUUCCAACAGAAACUGAUUUUUUAGUAUAUGUACCAAAAUCUUUAUCAAUUGGUAAAGUUAUUACUAGAAUUCAUGCUAUUGAUAAAGAUGAAUUAACAAAAAAUGGUCAUAUUACUUAUUAUAUAUUAAAUCCAAAUAAUAAUAACAAUAAUAAUAGUAAUAAUACAAAACAUAAAUCUAAAUUAGAUAUUAUUUCAUGGAAUAUUAUUACACAAUUUUUUAUAUUAAAUUCUAAUUCAGGUGAAUUAACUGUAAAACAUUCAUUAAUUCAAUUACCAGAUGGAUUUCUUGAUAUUUGGUUAAAAGCAGAAGAUAAUGGUAAAGUACCUAGACAUUCAAUUGCUAAAUUAGUAUUAUACUUAACUACUAUAAAUAGUAAUAUAAAUCAUAAUAAUCAUAAUGAUAAUUUUUUAAAUUUUGAUAAUCCACAAAAAUUAAUGCAUUACUAUGAAGAGAAUAAAAAUACUAAAGAUAUUACUAUACAAAUACAUUCCAUGGGUAAUUUAUAUGAUAUUCUCCCAAUGAAAAUGGAUUUAAAUUCAAAUAAUGUAUAUUUAAGUACAACACCAUUAUAUAAGUAUAAUAUUAAAACAUUAUCAUUAUUAAUAAGUGGUUCAAUUGUUGGUAUUAUCAUAAUUAUUAUAUUUUUAACAUUAUUUAUAAUAUGUUUCAAAUAUAAUUCAUAUUAUCAUCAUCAUAAUCAUAAUCAUAAUCAAAAUGUCAAAUGUAAUUCAAUUACACAAAUCAAUACAAUAGAAUGUAGUAAUAAUUUAUCAAUGAAAUUAUCUAAUAGUAACUAUGGUAAAGAUAAUCAUUGUAAUGAUUCAAAUUUAAAUUAUGAAACAUUUACCAAUUUAAAACCAACUACCUCAACUGUGAAAUUAUUGAAUAAUAUAAAUAAUGAACAAAAUCAAUGUAAUGAUCAAAUUAAUGAAAAAUUAGAAAAAUAUAAUGAUUUGAAUAGAUCCAGUGUUACAUCAUUAUCAAUUAAUGAUACUACUAUUCAAACAACAUAUAUACCAAUGAAUUUAAUGAGAAAUUGUAAUGAAUUACAUUAUUCACCGAUUACAUCAGUUAUUGAUAUAUCAGAUAAAAUUCCAAUACAUUUAUUACAUGUAUCAAAUGAUACUUUUGCUGUACCAUUAUGUAUGACACAUAAUAUUACAACUAGUAAUACUAAUGAUAAUAAUGAUUAUUAUCAUAAUCAUACUACUAAUGAACAUACUACUAAUAAUAACAAUGAUAAUGAAGCAGAACUAACAACACAUCCUCUUACAAUUGUUGCUACAGUUGUAUCAACAGAUAAUAUUAAACAAGGUUUAUUACCAAUUUUAACAGAACAAUCAAAUAAUAAUAAUAACACAGUUGAUAUUACAAAUAAUAAAUUAUAUGAAAAUGAUACUUUUAUAAAAUUAGAAAAUUUAACACAUUCCGAUACAUAUUACACAACAUACACUCCUUGUUUAUUUAAUACAACUGAAAAUACCUCAUGAACUAUGAAUAGAUAUAUUGAAUUCAAUACUGACAUAUAUAUAUAUAUAUAUAUAUAUAUAUAUUUGUAUAAAUGAUAAUCUAUUCCCAGUAACUACUGAUUUUUACUCAUUUAGACACAUUUUUUUAUUUUAGAAAAAAAAAUUAAUGAAUUAACAACAAUUGUUUAUAUGUCAUUAUAUGUGUAUCUAUUAGGGAGGGUGAUAGAUUUGUACAAAAUAUUUAAUAAGGUGAGCAAAUUGUUCACAGUGACAAAUAUUUCAAUGUAUUUUGUAUUUUUUAAAGAAAAAACAAAAACAAAAAUAAUAAUAAUAUUGUUUGAUGAAACAUUCUAUAGUUCUGGUUUGUUUGUUUGUUUUUUAUUAUUAUUAUUAUUAUUAUGAAAAAUCGUU
Schistosoma spindalis is the source of this 4551-nucleotide messenger RNA. The record is from the annotation of a GenBank genome assembly. Lineage: Eukaryota; Metazoa; Platyhelminthes; Trematoda; Strigeidida; Schistosomatidae.